Penicillium canescens is the source of this 1605-nucleotide messenger RNA. RefSeq lists its product as uncharacterized. The record is from RefSeq and is a predicted model, not a curated record. The coding region runs from base 1 to 1605 and encodes 534 amino acids. Gene Ontology annotation, cellular component: membrane. The transcript is spliced from 12 exons. Gene Ontology annotation, biological process: transmembrane transport. Lineage: Eukaryota; Fungi; Ascomycota; Eurotiomycetes; Eurotiales; Aspergillaceae. Gene Ontology annotation, molecular function: transmembrane transporter activity.
AUGGGCGGUCUCGAUAUAACUUCUGCGUCGCAGACGCCUGUCUUCGAGGAGCGGGAUGGGGAUGCAGGCGAGGUUCUUAAAGUGCAGAAUGAGGAUGAGUUGCGGUUGGCACAGAUGGGCCAUAAACAAGAGCUGAAACGCCAUUUCUCUGUUUGGAGCUUGAUCGGAUUAGCGGCGAAUUGUACUAUUUCUUGGACAGGUCUUGGUCUAGGACUAAUCACGGAAAUAAACGCCGGUGGGCCAGGCGCACUAAUCUAUGGUUUUAUCCUGGUUUUCAUCCUACAAUCAUUCGUCGGCGCAUCACUCGCCGAAUUCGUCUCAGCUUACCCAGUCGAAGGAGGAAUGUACCAUUGGAUCGCGGCAAUUGCCCCAAAGAGAUACAACAGUUUGCUCAGCUUUGCAACUGGGUGGUGUACCGUUUUUGGCUGGAUCUUCACGACCGCCUCGACAAACUUGAUCUAUGCUACAACAGUCAUGGCAUUGAUCGCGCUAUAUCACGACGGCUUGGUUGUUCAACCGUGGAUGACCUUUGUGGCAUAUCAAAUUCUCAACAUUUUGACUGCUGGUGUGGUUAUGUUUGGGAAUCGCUUUAUUCCGAUGAUCAACAAAUUUUCAUUGGUAUACUUGCAAGUGGCUUGGUUUGUCACGAUGGUCGUGGUGGCUGCUUCGGCACCCGUGCACAAUGACAGCAAAUUCGUGUUCCGGACUUGGAUUAACAACACUGGCUGGGAGAAUAACGUUAUUUGCUUCAUUACCGGACUAGUGAAUCCAAUGUAUUCACUUGGUGGCUUGGACGGGAUUUCGCAUAUCACUGAGGAAAUGCCCAAUCCUGGCAGAAACGCCCCAUUGGGUCUAGCAAUCACACUCUCAAUCGCCUUCGUAACAGGACUAUCCUAUCUCCUUAGCCUGAUGUUCUCAGUUCAAAACUAUGGCAGCUUAGCUGAUACACAUACCGGAUUACCUCUCGCCGAGCUCUUUUGGCAAGUAACCUCGACAAGGGGUGGAGCAUUUGGGUUGGUGUUCAUGGUAUGGGUUGCUCUAGGUCCCUGUGUAAUCGGAUCACAAUUGAGCACGGGCCGGGUCUUUUGGGCCUUUGCACGCGAUGAAGGCCUGCCUUUGUCUAAAGUCUGGGCACGAGUUAACCCGCGACUUGGCUCCCCUUUCAAUGCACAGCUGUGUGUUGCAGUGAUUGUUGCCCUGUUAGGCUGCAUCUAUCUGGGAUCUAGCACGGCUUUUAAUGCUAUGAUGAGCUCCGCUGUGACCAUAAACAACUUUGCGUUCCUUGUACCGAUUCUCACGAAUGUUCUCCUUCGCCGUCGCACUAUGCAUCGUGGUCCAUUCUUUAUGGGACAAACCAUAGGAAUGACAGUGAAUAUUGUUUCCGUUGCGUGGCUGAUAUUUGCGAUUGUGUUCUUCUCAUUCCCAUAUCAGAUGCCUGCUACCGCGUCAAAUAUGAAUUACACUUGUGUUGUUGUAGGUGGAUUUUUGAUUAUUGAGCUUGCUUGGUGGUUCAUUGCGGGCAAGAAAUAUUCACUCACUGUACAGCGAGCCAAAGAGGAAGGUGUCGUCGGUGAAGCAUCCGUACAGGGGAAAGACCUUGCUUGA